Anopheles darlingi is the source of this 2386-nucleotide messenger RNA. RefSeq names its product zinc finger protein 778-like. The coding region runs from base 299 to 1783 and encodes 494 amino acids. The transcript has 4 exons. NCBI's taxonomy places the organism in Eukaryota, Metazoa, Arthropoda, Insecta, Diptera, Culicidae. Gene Ontology annotation, molecular function: DNA-binding transcription factor activity, RNA polymerase II-specific; RNA polymerase II cis-regulatory region sequence-specific DNA binding. The record is from RefSeq and is a predicted model, not a curated record. Gene Ontology annotation, biological process: regulation of transcription by RNA polymerase II.
GUGUUGGUAAACAAUAGAAUCUUCCGUUUUCCGCGAAGAGGCAACAGAAGGAAUCGGGAACAUUCAGAAUCCGUUUUAGUGGUUUAGAUAUUCCGAGUUUCACUCGUAUUUCGUGAACAUAUUGGCAAUAAGAAGUGUUAAAUCAAUGCAAAAAGAUGCUGACCAAAUAUUGUCGUAUUUGCUUAACUAGCGCCGGUGUUGUUCAUCAGCUCGACGAAGUAGUGCAUAAAUCCCUGACUCUCUAUGCAAUUCUGUGCAAACUGUAUCCCGAGGCUUUCAUUAAUUAUGACGAACCACAAUGGCCUACGCGAGUUUGCGAAAACUGCAAGUACGGUAUAAUGGAUGCCUUCAGGUUGUACACGAUUUGUAUGGCAUCCUUCGAAGAAUUGAAGAUACAAGUGCAGACUUCAUUGCAGGUGAUAGUAAUGUAGUCGAAUUUAAAGAAGCGGGUAUAAUCGUAGACGACGAAGAAGACGACCAGCAUAUUCGAUUGAGUGACGAGGAAGGAAACAUAGAUUCGAGGAUAUGGAAAACCAACGAACGAAAUCUUAUCAAUACCCACGAAAUUGUUAUGUUUAGUGAGCUGCAACAAAAUAGAAACGCAGACGAAACGGUGUCAGAACCUCAGAAUAUAGAAACAAUGCAAAAUGAAAGUGCGACCUCACACAGCAACAAAAUUGUUGAACUAUUGAUAGAAAUAGACUAUGUAGCACCCAACAAUACCAUUUCCCUCGAAGAAGAAUACUUGGAUGAUUUUGAAGAAAGUAUAGAAUAUUUGGAGGAUGUAAAAGACAAGUGGUAUACCAAUGCAUACCUUGGAAUUCAUCAUAAUAACGCGGAAAAUGAACUAAUCAAGAGCGCGGAAGCAGUGCCAGGAGUAUCAGAUACCAUGAUGAAUGUUGUGCGGUUGAAAGAAGAUGCUGAAGAAUCCGAAGACGAAGAAACUUUUAAGGAUUUUUUUUCGUCAGAGGUAUUCAGUUGUAAUUCAUGUCAAGACGUAUUUCAAGACAAAAAAUCGCACGAGGAGCACAUUAAAAACCAUUCAAAGGGACAACAUAUAUUUUGCAAAAUUUGCAGCGAGGGCUUCAAAAGCACGUCUGCUCUGAACGCGCAUACAUGCAGGCAUGAGUCCUCGACCCUAUGUUGGAUAUGUGGUAAAACGAUAGACCUAGCGAGAAAGCUCAAGACGCACAUACAAUCGCAUAUGCCAGAAGAUACGUGGUACUGUAAAUUAUGUCCUUUGCGAUUCCCAACGAAAGGUGCCUUGAGAAAUCACGUAGUAACGCACAAGAAAAAUAACUUGUAUUGUUGCGAUGUGUGUGGCGCCAACCUUUCAACAAAGCGUAAUUUGGAAGAACACCAAUGGGCGCAACACAGAGCUAAAAAAGAAGAGAGAUACACGAUUUCCUGUGAGAUUUGCAGCCAAAGAUUUUCCUCAAGAUAUGUACUUAAAAGACACAUGAACACCCACACGGGCCAUAGACCCUACAGUUGCGUGUAUUGUAAUCGUGUUUACGGAAAUGGUGCUGAUUUGGUAGAGCACGUCGCUAAGCAUCACAUUGGUAACGAUAAUAUCUAUCAGUGCCACCUAUGUGAUGCAGAUUUCCCGAAGAUAAAGAAGCUUAAAGGCCAUUACGAAGUACAUUUUAGAAACGGUGACCAGUUCUACAACGAAAUUCUUACAGAAUUCGGAAAGUUUCGGUUUUCUACCAUGGACCUAUUAAAAAUGCGACACCAAAAGGAAAUGGUAUCAUUAGCUAGCAUAGUUUUACCGAAUAUUUGACAAUCCUCUAAAAAUUAGACGAUACUAGCGAUAAGCAGCGAGUGCCCUCGACAUUCACGACUUAUUGAUAAAUUGUAUGAUAGCUCAUUAGAUUUUUAAUAUAGAUUUAGUAUGAUUAGUUUUCUGCUAUUUAAUCCAGAUGUCGUCAUUUUCGCAACUAAUUAGGCCCUGCUACACGGAGCGUAAACUCUAGCGUAAACGUAAAAAUUAAUAGCCGUGGCCACACGGGGCGAAAACUCUAGCGCAAACGAAAAAAUUAAUGCCAAAACGGUUUCGCUUAACCCUUACACGCUGUCAAACUUUUAUACGUCCGCGGACUUUUUCGCUGAACCCUUGACGCUAUCGAACGCUUUAUUUACGAAAAUGUAGGUUCUUUUCGUAUUGUUUUUGCAUUUUUAAUAUAAAUAUAACAGCAACAGCAACAAAAUCGUUAAAAACUGCAAAAUUUAUUCGGAAAUCAACUUCAGCGGCCAAAACACAGAUGAAAACAAUACGUUUGACAUUUCGGCAUAAAUUUUCGGGGUUUUACCCCUGCCACACGAAGCGAAAACAUUUUGGCAUUAAUGUGCAAAUUUGCGCGCAAAUUUUCGCUCCGUGUGGCCA